Molecule: messenger RNA, 395 nt
Organism: Lobosporangium transversale
Lineage: Eukaryota; Fungi; Mortierellomycota; Mortierellomycetes; Mortierellales; Mortierellaceae
Exons: 3
Coding region: 80-331 (83 amino acids)
Source: RefSeq, a predicted model, not a curated record
CAAAAUUGAUAUUCUUUUACGCCUUCUCCGCGAGAUCAUUUCAAGCUCAUCAACAAAAUUUCCCCCCAUAAACAACACUAUGAGCUCAGAACCUACUACGUAUGGUUUAUUGGAUGAUGAAUUAAACGGAAUAGACCAUGCGGAUGACAUAGAAGAGUUCGCUUCUGACCGCGACUAUGGUGAGGAGUCGGAUUUUGACUUCAAUGACUAUUCGAGUGAUACGUUGGAUUCCGAGCCAGAAGCGGAGCAUGAGCCACCUCUCGCUCUUGUUAAAACUAGUAGCAUUCAUUCUUUAUUAGAUCAUGGUGCUGUGGGAACGGGUAGUUCAUAAAGUCCAAAGCCAAGCGAGGGGACCGAUGCGAAUGUCAAUGAAAUAACAACCGAACUUUUGUCUU